Alternaria postmessia is the source of this 2094-nucleotide messenger RNA. RefSeq lists its product as uncharacterized. NCBI's taxonomy places the organism in Eukaryota, Fungi, Ascomycota, Dothideomycetes, Pleosporales, Pleosporaceae. Gene Ontology annotation, cellular component: cytoplasm. The transcript is spliced from 5 exons. Gene Ontology annotation, molecular function: hydrolase activity, hydrolyzing O-glycosyl compounds; cation binding; 1,4-alpha-glucan branching enzyme activity. The record is from RefSeq and is a predicted model, not a curated record. Gene Ontology annotation, biological process: glycogen biosynthetic process. The coding region runs from base 1 to 2094 and encodes 697 amino acids.
AUGGAGCUCAACAAGGCUUCAGCAAACUCGACCCUGAGCGACACACCCGGGCAGGUCCCAAACGAUGGAACUGGCAUCAUCCAGAUGGACGGCUACCUUGAGCCUUUCAAGGACGCGCUGAAGAGCCGCUUCUCCAAAGCACAGAAGUGGAUUCAGACCAUUGAAGAGACUGAGGGCGGCCUUGACAAGUUCUCGCGGGGUUACGAGAAGUUCGGCUUCAACGUCCAGUCCAAUGGCGACGUCGUGUACCGUGAAUGGGCCCCGAAUGCCCUGCGCGCCUACCUCAUUGGUGACUUCAAUGACUGGAACCGCGAUGCGACCCCCAUGACCAAGAACGACUUCGGUGUCUUCGAGGUUACCGUGCCUGGCCAGAAUGGUCAGCCCACCAUCCCCCACGACUCCAAGAUCAAGGUAUCCUUCGUCGUACCCAACGACCAUGCGCGCCAGGAGCGCCUGCCAGCCUGGAUCACCCGAGUGACCCAAGACCUCAAUGUCUCCCCCGUAUACGACGCCCGCUUCUGGAACCCUCCCCAGAAGUACGUCUGGAAGAACCAGCGACCGCCCAAGCCCCAGAGCGCGCGUAUCUACGAAGCCCACGUUGGCAUUUCCUCCCCAGAGCCCAAGGUAGCGACUUACAAGGAGUUCACACGUGAUAUCCUCCCUCGCAUCAAGCAUCUAGGAUACAACACUAUACAACUCAUGGCCGUCAUGGAGCAUGCAUACUACGCGAGUUUUGGUUACCAGAUCAACAGCUUCUUUGCUGCAAGCAGCCGUUAUGGCUUCCCAGACGAUCUGAAGGAGCUCAUUGAUACUGCGCAUGGAAUGGGCAUCACAGUCUUGCUGGACAUGGUACACAGUCACGCAUCUAAGAACGUGCUUGACGGUCUCAACAUGUUUGACGGCAGCGACCAUCUCUACUUCCACGAGGGUGCCAAGGGACGACACGAGCUGUGGGACAGCAGGCUGUUCAACUACGGUCAUCACGAAGUCCUGCGCUUCUUGCUCAGCAACUUGCGCUUCUGGAUGGAGGAGUACCACUUCGACGGUUUCCGAUUCGACGGAGUCACCAGCAUGUUGUACACCCACCACGGCAUUGGAACGGGUUUUUCAGGCGGCUAUCACGAAUACUUCGGUCCUUCAGUCGACGAAGAGGCAGUUGUGUACCUUAUGAUCGCCAACGAGCUUCUGCACACGCUCUACCCUGACUCCAUCACAAUCGCCGAAGACGUGUCCGGUAUGCCUGGUCUCUGCGUGGCACUCUCAUUAGGCGGAAUAGGAUUCGAUUACAGAUUAGCCAUGGCUGUACCCGAUCUUUACAUCAAGUGGUUGAAGGAGAAGCAGGACAUUGACUGGGACAUGGGCGCGCUUGUCUUCACCUUGACAAACCGAAGGCACGGCGAAAAGACCAUUGCGUACGCAGAGAGUCACGACCAAGCGUUGGUCGGAGAUAAGACUCUGCUCUUCUGGCUUUGCGACGCGCAAAUGUACACCAACAUGUCGAUUCUUUCAGAGCUCACCCCCGUCAUCAACCGAGGUUUGUCCCUACAUAAGCUGAUCCGUCUGAUCACGCACGGCCUGGGAGGUGAGGGCUACCUGAACUUCGAAGGCAACGAGUUUGGCCACCCCGAGUGGCUCGAUUUCCCACGCGAAGGCAACAACAACAGCUUCCACUACGCUCGCCGCCAGUUCAACCUUCCAGACGACGAGCUUCUCCGCUACAGGUUCCUCAAUGAAUUUGACAGCAAGAUGCAGUGGACAGAGGAGAAGUACGGAUGGCUCCACUCGCCUCAGGCCUACGUCAGCCUUAAGCACGAGGGCGAUAAGGUCAUUGUGUUUGAGCGUGCUGGACUGCUGUGGAUCUUUAACUUCCAUCCUCAGGAGAGCUUCACUGACUACCGUGUUGGUGUUGAGCAGGAAGGUACCUACCGCAUCGUUUUGAGCACCGACAACAAGGCCUUUGGUGGGCACGGCAACGUUGACGAGACUACGAGGUUCUUCACCACGCCAUUUGCGUGGAACGAGAGGAAGAACUUCUUGCAGGUGUACAUUCCUAGUAGGACUGCUAUCGUACUCGCGCUUGAGAGUACUCUAUAA